UUAAACGAAAAAGUUCACGAAUUAGAAAUUUAGUCAUGGCUCUUUUUAUUGAAAUGUCUGAUUGAAAGCAUCUAAGCAAAAUGUUAUAUUUCGCCACUCUCUACAUGUUAGGCAGCAACAGAAUAGAACAGAAUUUUUUUACAUUUCAUAGAUCCUUCUAAUUAACAUUCAACUACAGUAUGAUGUCUUUAUCUUUACGUGCAGUGUUUACAUUACAUAACCUAAAAGUAUCUACACGAUUGUCUGUAUCAGCUGAUAAAAUUAAUCUAUGUCGUAUUGUUUAAGAUUACAUUUCUCAUUCCUGUUUAAGUGUAGAAACAGAGGUAAAAUACAACAAAAUUUUUGAAAAUCGUAGUCUGAUGUGGAAUGACAUUGUGUCAUGAACAGAGCAUUACAUGAAACUUGCCACAGGAUGGGCAAAUUACGCAUCCUUGUUACUAACCCCGAAGUGCAUCAAAAAGCCAUAGAACUUUUACAAGAGAGAUAUGAAGUGGAUAUAUGUACAGAGCUUCCCUACCCUACAAGGGAACAAAUAUUACAAAGAAUCAGUGGAACUGAUGGUGUACUUUGGUGUUCCAAAGUAAAAGUGGAUAGUGAAAUGUUGGAUAAAGCAGGGCCAACCCUGAAGGUGUUAGCAACAAUGUCUGCUGGAUAUGACCACAUUGACGUCGAGGAACUCAAAGCAAGAGGGAUCAAAUUUGGGAACACUCCUUAUGUCUUGAGCGCUGCUGUGGCUGAGGUAGCAGUACUUCUUUGUUUGGCCACAGCCCGCAGGUUACAUGAAGGCCGACUCAAGAUAGAAACUAAUAAUUGGGAGUCAUAUCGUCCUCAGUGGCUGAUGGGUCAGGAUAUUCAGGGAUCUACAGUUGGCAUUGUUGGCUUUGGUGGAAUUGGACAAGCUAUUGCCAAACGUCUCAUACCUUUUGAAGUGAAGCAAAUUAUUUAUUCUGGUCAUUCACCUAAACCACAAGCCAAAGAAUUUGGAGCAGUAUUUGUUUCAUUUGAUGAGCUAUUGAGGCAUAGUGACUUUGUGAUAAUAGUGUGUCCACUGAAUGAAGAAACUAAAGGAAUGUUCAAUGAAGAAGCAUUUAAUAAAAUGAAACCCAAUGCUAUUUUAGUCAAUGUUGCUCGUGGAGGAAUUGUUGACCAGCCAGCUUUGUAUGAAGCCCUCAAGCAAGGAAAAAUCUUUGGAGCAGGACUUGAUGUGAUGAUUCCUGAACCACUACCAACAGACAGUCCACUGCUCAGUCUGCCUAACUGCGUAUUACUCCCACAUGUUGGAAGUGCAACUGUGAAAACACGGACAGCCAUGGCAGUUUUGGCAGCAGAAAACAUCAUCGCAGCCCUUGAAGGCAAACCAAUGCCAGCUCCUGUGUGAUGCAUUAAAAUGUGUUAUGCUAGGUGUUAAGUGAUUAUGUAUUUGAGAAGAAUAUCAGAGGAACCAUAAUGUUGAAGAGUCAAAGAAUGAUACUGUAAUUAUGUUGUAACACAUGAACAUUCAGAAGUGUUAUUACAGUUGAAAUAAUUAAAAAAAUAAUCUAUUACA
Molecule: messenger RNA, 1546 nt
Organism: Zootermopsis nevadensis
Lineage: Eukaryota; Metazoa; Arthropoda; Insecta; Blattodea; Termopsidae
Product: glyoxylate reductase/hydroxypyruvate reductase
Cellular component (GO): cytosol
Molecular function (GO): glyoxylate reductase (NADPH) activity; hydroxypyruvate reductase (NADH) activity; NAD binding
Source: RefSeq, a predicted model, not a curated record